Messenger RNA from Anopheles darlingi, 5332 nucleotides. RefSeq lists its product as uncharacterized. NCBI's taxonomy places the organism in Eukaryota, Metazoa, Arthropoda, Insecta, Diptera, Culicidae. Bases 73 to 2601 code for a protein of 842 amino acids. The transcript has 18 exons. The record is from RefSeq and is a predicted model, not a curated record. Gene Ontology annotation, molecular function: pigment binding.
ACGACGAGCGAUCCCAUCAGUCUGGUGUUUGUUGCUGACACGACAAGUGGCUGUUCCCGAGUGUGAUACACAAUGCAUUCCUCACUGCUAGCGAUCGUUCUGCUUGCCACGGUGGCAGCUACCGUAACCGGACUACUCACGGACAGUGCCUGUCCGGAGGGUGUUAAGGUGAAGCAAAACUUCUCGCUGAAGGACUACGUUGGCCGGUGGUACGAGAUCAAGCGGUACGAACAGUUCUACGAGAAGGAUCUCGAUUGUGUGGUGGCCGAGUAUCAGCCCAGGGAGGAAGGUGGCAUUACCGUGGCCAAUGGAGCGUUCAGUUUGGCCAACAACACACGUGUGGUAGGGCAGGGCGUAGGCAUUAUUUCCUAUCCCGAAGCCAAGGAUGGCAAACUGAGUGUCGCUUUCUUCGGUGCAAAGCCUGAUCGCAGUAACUAUUGGGUACUCGAUACGGACUACACCUCGUAUGCGGUCGUGUUUUCCUGCGAACCGUACUACAAGGAUGCCUCCAAGAAUGUCCUUGGAUUCUGGAUCUUCUCCCGUCAACCGACCUUCCCAACCGAUGAGACCACCGUGAAGCACGUCCAGGAGCUGGUCAAACAGUAUGGCGACGAGAGCAAGUUCGAGAUCACAAAUCAAUCCGAUGAACGUGAAAUGUUUAACUAUUACCUCUGUCUACUGUGCGCCCUGGUCGGUGUAGUCCAGGGUACCAUCUUCGAGCGACCAUGCCGUACGGUCGAGGUGGUGCAGGACUUCCAGGUCGAUAAGUAUCUUGGUCUGUGGUACGAUCUCGAGCACUACGAGGCGAGCUUCGAGCAGAACACGGACUGUGUAACGGCCGAGUACAGCCGGUACGAGGAUGGUUCGAUUCGGGUGUUUAACUCGGCCGUCCGUCUUACCGAUGGGCUGCUGUACGCGGUCGAUGGCCGUGCCGUGCUGAGCUACCCGGAGGUGGACGUACUCGAGGCGAAGCUGAACGUAUCGUUCUACGGAGCACCGAACGAUGAGUCCAACUAUUGGGUCUUGGAUACGGAUUACGAGAACUAUUCGAUUGUCUGGAGCUGCGAGCCGCUCGGCGAAGAUCGAUCGCUUGAGUACUACUGGUUGCUGUCACGUACACCGUCGCUGCCGGAGGAUGAGGAGCUGCGGGAGAAGAUUCUCACGCUCAAGCACGAAAGUGGCAUCGUCGACGAUGAGCUGAUUGUGACGGAACACUUCGCGGAAGGCUACCAGAACAUUGAAACGGACAAUCAAAUGGCAAACGUGAAACCCAACCUUGCCAUCCUGACGCUUAUUACCCUGUGCAUUGCGCACGUGCGCGCCUUCGUUGUCAAGGAUGGUAACUGCACACUCGUGACAACCAAUCUGCCGGUGGUGGAGAGCUUUGAAGUGGAAAAGUACAUCGGAAAGUGGUACGAGCUGGAACGGUACGAGCAGCCAUUCCAGCGCAAUCAUGACUGCGUGACGACCCAGUAUCGGCGCAGCGAACCAAUCGGCAAACUGCAGGUCACGACACGGGGCUUCUUCAACGGAACGCACCGUAACUUCACCGACAUUGGUGUGUUCAGCGACGUAAGCAAUCCGAAGGAGGCCAAAUUCAAGAUAAACCUAGCCAAAGCGACCAACACUUCCAACUAUUGGAUCGUCGACACGGAUUACACGAACUAUGCGAUCGUCUACACCUGCACACCGAUCGUGGAAUCGGACCAAUCGGUCGAAGGCUACUGGUUGCUGUCUCGUACGAGCAAACUUACGGACACGAAGGAGGUGCUGGAGCGCGUGAAUUAUCUACGAUCGACCUACUUCGAGCCAGGACACAUACGUCGGACCAACCAGACGGAGGAACUCUGUGGCAAGGAGCCGGAACAACCAUGUCGUGCUUCACUUUCACUCAGAACCUCCCUCGUUCCCAGCAGCCAUCUGUUUAGUCUGGUGCUGCGUGUCCAAGUGAUAAGCUGUGUGCGUCCGAUUGUCGGGGAAGGCAUCAUGUUUGACCGUAGUUUCGGGAAGUUGUUGCUGGUCCUGCUUGCCACCGUAGCGGUGCCAAGCAUUGGCCAGAGGAUCGUGAACCAGCUGUGCCCAGAUCCGGCCAGCCGUCCAGUCGUUCAGUAUUUCGAUCUAGAGCGUUACGUUGAGGGACGAUGGUACGAGAUACUGCGCUACGAGCAGUACUUUGAGAAGGAUUGCGAUUGUGGUUACGCCACGUAUACACCUCAGGCCGAUGGCUCGGUGAAGGUAGAGAACUGCUGUGAACGGCUACCGAACACGACGGUCAAGUGCAGCAUCGGAAAGGCGGUCGUCAGCUUUCCGGAUCAGUUUCCACUGGAGGGAAAGUUCAACGUGACCUUCGGUGGACCGCCGAACAACUCGAACUAUUGGAUCAUGGAGACUGAUUACGACAACUUUGCCGUGAUUUACUAUUGCAAGAACAUUUCGGACAGCAAAUCGGCCGAGGCUGCCUGGGUGCUGUCGAAGCAGCGGACGAUCAACCCGACCGUUCGCGCGGUCGUGGAUAAGCUGGUCGAUAAGUACCUGGUACGGCAGGAUAUGCGGGUCACCGAGCAGGGUCAGGAGAAAUGCAAAUAUGCUACAAAUGAUUAAAUCAUUUGCAGUCAUACAAAAAUCAUUAGCACUCCUACACGAAAGGACGUAAAGGACCCUCAAUGCAAUUUUUUAGGGCCUUUUCCUUUGUUUUGAUAUCGACAUACUUGAACUGUUUAGAAAUAUAUUGUCAAAGUAUGCCACCAAACCUACUUUGUCCACCAAGAAAAGACAUUUCCCAACACUAGUCAGAAAUACUAUUCCUCUACAUCAACCUUUUUCAACUGAUCCAGAAGCACCGAAAGUAAAAUAACGUAUACGACGCUGCCAGAACCCUUGUUGGGUGCCCCAAAGCCCUCUAAUGACUUUAGCUAAUUUUUAUGAUCACAGUCCUGUCCCGUCAUACGUUGCACGGGUCGAACAAAAACUGAAAAGUUAAUGAAAUCUCUGUCCCCUUUGGCUUUGGUUGUCUAGCAACUCCGAAGGAGCCGCGAACCUGCAGCGGAACGAUUUUGUUGCGCCAGCCAGAGGACCAACUUUUGCCACCAGGAACGCUCCGCGCGGUGAGGGGUGGGGGGUUUCUGGUCAGCGAGAGCGACUGGUUGCCUAGCCAGAGUUGGUCGAUAAUUAGCUUUUGAUAGAAAUAAAACUGUUACAAAACUUUGGGCAACGGACGGAAACAAUUUCAAAGCGUGUGGCGAUCCGGCACGCCUCUACAUUGGUGCUGCUACACUACUAAAGAACCCCAUUUUGGUUCUAGGUUCUACCACUCUGGGUGUUUACGCGGACGGUGCAAGCAGUGCUCUGCGCAGAACAGUAGCCUUUACACAUAAUUCAAUUGUAGAUUGUUAGCUGGAUGCAAAAAUCACAGUUUCAGAUGAAUUAAAAAUAGAAUACUGCUACUACAACACCAUCACGCUUGCUGCAAUCAGGCACAUUAUCUCUGGUCAAGCAGCGCGUCUGCACUUGCUAUAUGUUAGACUGAUUAGCCAGAGACUGUGGCUUUCCAUCGCACGCAAUACAACGCUGGUAGCAAACAAACAUAUUCAACAGAAACAGCGUAUCAAGCACCCGUCGUUGGUUACUUGCGUAGCAAAACUCUUAUCAAGGAGAAACCAUUACUUUGCAAGGCUGCUUUUGGAAUUCCCACUUUGCCAUGAGCGAUAUGGUUAACUUAUGGUGAUACAACAAUGCUUGAAGAGUUUUGAAAUAAUUUAAUAAUCACCAGUACAGCUCUUGGUCUCUUUUCCUUCGGAAGUACGUGUCCAGUUUUCACAGACUAGCUCCACUCUUCGCAACGCUUUAGAGUGAAUGUUAUGUGUUAUAGAAAGGGUUUUGAAGGUUGAUUUUAGUGGAUAAAUCUAACUGCUGAGAAUGAAAACGACCGCUGGAUAUGUAAUACUAAUGCUGAUGUGCCUUUUGGGCACAAUUUGCAUCGCCAAAGAUGUGACUACUACGAAAUCGUGCCUCACAUUUGAUCAUACAUUCACAUUAAAGGUGGAAAAGUUCAUGGGAAAAUGGUACGAGAUACGGCGGCUGUACGAUCCCCUCGAUCCGGAACAGGAAGACUGUGUCGUGGUGAACUAUUGGUUGCUUGAAAAUGGAUCUUUUGACAUCCUGAAAUCCUUCCGAAUGGCCAAAGAUGGGCAUCCAAUUUAUGCCGUUGGUUUUGCAGAACUAACGGCGAACAACGAAUCAGGUGUACCACAGUUCUUCGAGAGGAUAAAUACGACAAAUACGGCUGAUUCAGACACAUCGUUUAACAUCGUGACGACCGAUUACGAAAACUAUGCCAUCCUUUACUCCUGUACUCCGAUCAACUCAACGCAUCAUCUUGAGGCAUCAUGGGUACUGGGCCGUUUGCCGACAUUGGAACUCAAAAACAAUAUGAUGGUGAAUUUCGGCUUAAAAAAUUUUAUAAAGCGAGCAGAAGAUGAAUGGCGUGUCACGGACCACUCGAGCAAGUUCUGCAAACCAUCGGUGAUGAAGGGGCUGGAAAUGGAGGACAUAACCGAGGAGGACUCAGACGAAACAUCUAACGAGGAUCAUUAUGAAAAUAGUGGCGGCAGCCCCUCCGUAACCACUCCUCAGAUAUUAUUUUGGUUCGGAUUGCUAGCGAGAGGCAUUGUGCUGCUAUCUGGAUUAUAGUUGCUCAUUUUGCGUAACUCAUAGGUACUGCAGGACGUAUGAGGUACUGUUAAAAUAUAUCACAAUUAAAUAAUAAGACACAAAGUGAGAUCGUCAGUGAUCGUUGAGAAAAACAAUAAAAUGAGACGAAUUUCUUUCUGAGUUAAUAGAAUCCACAAGUAAGACAGUCAACCUUGUUUAACCGAAUGUGAUUAUCAUGAUUGAAUCGAAGCUAAUUUUGAUUGUGCUCGAUCAAUGUUCGAGCAAGCUCGAUCAGAAUCCCUUCUUAUUCCACCGCAUGGGAAGCCUCCAGCUCGAUUUAUUCUAAAACGGCAUUAGUUAGCGAAUAGUUGCAUAAGGAAGCGAAACCGCAUCUAACAAGGGACAAGCUGGAGACACUUGACACCAGUUUUAGAAAGUUUUAGCAUACUUACUGCUCGCUUUCUUGCGCUUCAUUACCUCCGAUUAGCGAUAAAACACGAUCGAAGAUGAGCAUUUGUAGGAUGCAGUUGUCAGGAUGGAUUGGUGAAAUGGAUCGAUAAACAAGAGGAAUAUAUGUAUCACCGUCUUGUGCUUAUGUAAACGGCUAAACACCACCGCUGAUUAAACUGUGCCACCGCUCGUCAGCGAGAACACCAACACAAACGAACCAAAUAAACGACAA